Messenger RNA from Misgurnus anguillicaudatus (oriental weatherfish), 5200 nucleotides. RefSeq names its product calcitonin receptor (gene calcr). Lineage: Eukaryota; Metazoa; Chordata; Actinopteri; Cypriniformes; Cobitidae. Gene Ontology annotation, biological process: adenylate cyclase-activating G protein-coupled receptor signaling pathway; positive regulation of cytosolic calcium ion concentration; cell surface receptor signaling pathway. Gene Ontology annotation, molecular function: calcitonin receptor activity. Gene Ontology annotation, cellular component: plasma membrane; axon. The record is from RefSeq and is a predicted model, not a curated record.
ACCUUUAAAGAGCGAUGGAGCCGUUGUUAGUUAGGAGGAGCACACAUGCUCCGUUCGCGAGAUGAGGAGCAGUUAUAUGCACUUGGAUUACGGGCUGCUGAAGUGAAACAACGUCUUCGCUUAUUAAAAAUCGUCAGCUGCCAUAAAACACUGACGUAUUUGCUCACACGUUUUUAACGCAUGGAUAUUUUUCUCAGAAAACAUUAAAACACGAGAUGCAGUCCAGAAUCACUUACAAGAUGGGAUUCAGUUUGAGAAAGCCGGUGUGAGAAAGUGAGGCGCGCACAGGACUUACAUUCUCCUCCAUAUAACGAUAAAGUCUGGAUCAGAGAGCAUGGAUUGGCCAGCAGGGAUCCUAUGGCUUUUGAUAUCAUUUAUAUUGAGUGUAACACUGACCAGAACAACGGAGCUGAAAGCAGAGCCUACCGAAGGCUUCUCUCCUGUCAUGAUGGCAGUGGAGGGAGAGAGACAGAUCAUGACUGAGUCUCAGGAUAAAUGUCUGGAGCUUCUAAGCCAAGAUGGACCCCGUAAUAAAACAGGUUUGUUCUGCAACAGAUUUUGGGAUGGCUUGCUCUGUUGGGAUGAAACCUCAGCUGGAAACUACGUCUCUCAGAACUGCCCAGACUACCCCAGCUUUGACCCCAUGGAAAAAGUAACCAAAUACUGUGAUGAAUCUGGCAACUGGAUACACAGUUCUUCUGUCAAUAAAACCUGGUCCCAUUGUCUAACAUUUUCAAAGGAUAAAAUAAAGACGCUGCCAGUUCAUGGCUUUUUAGAGACGGAGAUGGAUCCCACAGCCGAGAGUCGGGUCAGCCCCGUAGUGACUCAGAAAGCAGAGGAGAGGAAGAAGAUCAUCGAUGGCCAAUAUAAGUGCUUUGAGAAAAUGAACAGAGACCUACCAUAUAACAAAUCAGGUCUGUAUUGCAACAGGACUUGGGAUGGCUGGUUAUGCUGGGAUGACACUCCAGCAGGGACAUUCAUGUCACAGAACUGUCCCAACUAUUUUGUUGACUUCGACUCCACCGAAAAGGUCACAAAGUAUUGCGAUGAGACAGGAAACUGGUUCAAGCACCCCGAGACAAACAGGACCUGGUCUAACUACACCCUGUGCAUUGCACACACUAAGGACAAGCUGAAGAUGGCGUAUAUUCUGUAUUACAUGGCGAUUGUGGGUCAUGCUCUGUCUAUAGUAUCCCUCCUCAUCUCCCUGGCCAUAUUCUUCUAUUUCAGGAGUCUGAGCUGUCAAAGAAUCACACUUCACAAGAACUUGUUUUUCUCCUACGUCCUCAACUCGGCCUUUACCAUCGUCAACCUCAUAACUGUGGUCAACAACCCCAAAGUGGUGCAGAGGAAUCCGAUUGGCUGCAAGGUGCUGCAUUUCUUCCACAUGUACAUGCUGGGCUGUAACUAUUUCUGGAUGCUGUGUGAGGGGAUUUACUUGCACACUCUUAUCGUGGUGGCCGUGUUUGCAGAGGAGCAGCACCUGCAUUGGUAUUAUCUUCUGGGAUGGGGUUUUCCCCUUGUGCCUGCAUCCAUCCAUGCUGUAGCUAGGAAAAAAUAUUUUGAUGACAAUUGCUGGAUGAGCGUGGACACCCAUCUGCUCUAUGUGGUUCACGGCCCUAUAAUGGCAGCUUUAUUGGUCAAUCUAUUCUUUCUAUUAAACAUAGUACGAGUCUUGGUGACGAAACUGAGAGAUACUCACCGAGCAGAGUCCAACAUGUACAUGAAGGCUGUGAGGGCCACCCUCAUCCUCGUGCCUUUAUUGGGCAUUCAGUUCGUCAUCUUCCCAUGGCGGCCAGAGAACCGGCUGGCAGGAGAGGUUUAUGACUACAUCAUGCAUAUUUUAAUGCAUUACCAGGGACUGCUGGUGGCAACCAUAUUCUGCUUUUUCAAUGGAGAGGUCCAGUCAGCUCUGAAGAGACAGUGGAUACAAUACAAAGUGCAGUGGGGCCAGCGGAGACGCGAGCACUGCUCCAUGCGCUCCACAUCCUACACCGCCACCUCCAUCACCGAGGUGCCCGCCUUCAUGUACCAUCACGACUGCAACAGCGAACACUUAAACGGUAGACACACAGAAGACUCAGAGCUGGUGGCCCUCAAGACAGGUGAGACGUACGCCUGAGACAUAUAUGAGAAGUAAGAGUUUCAAUCAAACCAGAGACUGGAGGCUCCAUUAUCGUGAAGCGACUUUAGGUGUUCACAAUUUCCCCCCAUCUCUGACAACAACAGGACGUCCAGAGUCUGUGUGUUGACACCAGCAAUUCUGCUGAGAGAUUACUCACUGCUUCUUUUAUAUUCCUAACAGCUCGGCUUCUGCGAGUUGAAACGAAAAGAAAAGGAAAAAUAGAUUGACAUAGAAUGCGUUUCUUAAAAUAUGUCAAAUUCAAGCUGCUAGUUUCAGGGGCUCCUCACAUCCUCUCUGGGCUCGUGGUCGUCGAAAGUUACUUUGCAGAAACCAAAGGAUGUGCUGAUUUGUGGAACGUUGACUGUUUUUAUAAGCUUCUGGGAAACUGUACUCAAGAGGAUGGGCUAUGAUGUCUGUCGGCGAACAAAGGAAAGUGCCUGAAUACUGAUCCUUCAAGUGUCAAAGGUGGUUACAAAGAUCUGUCGGACGGUCAUUUCGCAGCUAAAUAUAGCUUUCUAUCUGUCCUGCGAGGCUCCUGACUGCUUAACUGUUUUCGCUGCUGUACUUUCGCCUCGUCUUUAUAGAGGAAAAAAAACAAACAAUCUGAAUAAUUUUAGUAGUGAUAAAAGUGGAAUCAUACUGCAACUCUGCGUGAUUACAUACAGUAAAAUGUAUUCCCAUAACUAAGCAUAGGAGUCAAAAAAUGUGUUUAAUAACCUCCAGUGUUUCAGAGUGCAGAUUUUAAGUCUGAUUUUUGUCUGAAGGCAUAUUGUCAGUGUUUUGGAGUGCUACUUUCUCUCUAAGUACAUUGUUAAUGGGGAACCAAAAUCCAGAGUUGAAUAAAUUCAUUCAGUUCAACCAGCAAUCAAUAACCCACUCUUAAAAAUAAAGGGGCUUAAAUGGUUCUUCACAGUGAUGCCAUACAAAAAUCAUUUUUGGUUCCUAGGAAACAUGGUGGUGCAAAAUGAGGACUUCCAUGUAAGGGGACGCGUGGUGUAUGUAGAGAAAAACGGCUCAUUCUAAGGUAAUAAAAACAAUAAGGUUCAUUUGUAAGGUCUUUAUGCUCGUUGGUGUUUUAAGCCCUUAACGUAGCCUUCAAGGCAGCGCUGCCUGGAAGGCACUCCCCGCCCCAGAGCAUUUCAGCCAAUCACAGCACUGCCGCUAGAUAUCGAGCCUUUUCGCCAGCCUCUGGCAGUUCGAGCUCACCGUAAGAUAGGAAUGUGACUGUAUUUGAAUUCAGCUCGAAAUUUUUUGAGCGUUUAAGUUAUACGGUUACGUAGUUACGCGGUGUGCUCUUACCUCGUUGCUGGGUUCAGCACAGCCAAGCUAUUUGCGCUCUGCUUGCCAGACCAAAGUAGGCGGGGUUUUCAAUAAAUUAAUAGCGUUUAUAUUUGGGUUAAAUUGUCGAUGAAAUUGCCGUCUCCAUUUCGCAUAACUUUAAGCUGCCUACCUACAACAAGCGUCUUGAUUUAAGACACACCUGACAUGCCAACUUGAAUUGCUACGUGUUUCCGUGACACGGCUUUCCUAACGAUGCCUCUUUAGGAGCGUAAACUUGUAUAAUAAAGCUCCGGGAAUUCCGAGUAUAAGCUUUUCGUCCAUUUUGAUUUUGCUUGUUUGGAUGCCCCGUUUCUAUUGGCCGUGCGAGUAAUCGUCACAGAGCGCAGCGCAAAAGUUAAACUAUUUUGAACUUUGACCACUGUGCGCUUGCGCUUUGCUCGACGCAACAAAAAAAUGACCUCGCCCAGCACAAGCCAUUGAAAUGAAUAGGUUUCAUAGCGCAGCUCACACCGCGUCCUAUGUGAAAGCCGCAUUACGUGUUUCCGUGACUUUCUUUCUCGUGCCAGUUUCACGUAUUGGUUACUCAAUUGUUUGAGAUGGUUCGAGUGUUUAAGUUUUGUGUCUCCGCGUUUUCACGUGUCUGAGGCACGGCUUUCACGUAUUGGUUACUCAAUUGUUUUUCCUAAUUUCUUACCAUUGUUGCUGGGGAUUGGGGUUAGAACUUAGUUACAUAAAAUGACAUCCUAACCUAAACCCAACCCUAACCCCAAGCGAAAACUGUUUAAAAAUCUGACGAAUAAACGUAUAAACCAAUGCUUAAAAUGACAUCCUAACCCAAACCACAAAUCUAACCCCAAUCCCAAGCGACAAUGGUUUGAAAAUAGGAAAAAAAUUGAGUAACCAAUAUGUGAAACUGGCACAAAAAGAAAGUCGUGCCACGGACAGGUGAAAACGAAGAAACACGUAACUUAAACGCUCGAAACAUUUCGAGCUGAAUUCAAAACAGUCACAUUCCUAUCUUACCAUAUGUGCACUACUCACCUGACCAACGGUGAGCUCGAACUGCCAGAAGCUGGCGGAAGACUCGAUAUCUAGUUCCAGUGCUGUGAUUGGCUGAAACGCUCGGGGGCGGGGAGUGCCUUCUAGGCAGCGCUGCCUUGAAGGCUCCGUUGAGGGCUUAAAACACCAACAACCGGUCUUUAUACACCACUGAUAAUAUAGUUAUGUAUAUUAUAUUGCCUUUCUGUCAAGAGAUUCUUCUAAAAGUUACACACUGCACCUUUAAUAAUCUGAAAAACCUUUUAGCCAAAAAUGUUUCUACUAUGGCCUCAUGAAGAACCAUUUUUUAAAGGGGUCAUAUUAUGAGACUUUUUUAAGAUGUAAAAUAUGUCUUUGGUGUCCCCAGAGUACAUAUGUAAAGUUUUAGCUCAAAAUACCCCACAGAUAAUUUAUUUUAGCAUAAAAUUGCCACUUUUGUAUGUGCAAGGUGUGUCCUUUUAAAUGCAAAUGAGCUGAUGAAAUGCAAGCACUGAUCACCAUAAUGGUGGUUUGUUGAAAUUGAAACUCAAUUGUGCUGUCAAUGAUUCUCUCUCUCUCUCUCUUUCUCUCUCUCUCUCUCUCUCUCUCUCUCUCUGCACUAUAUGGCAGUGCCGUGGUUGGAUAGUGCAGAUUUAAGGGGCGGUUUUAUUAUAAUAAGAUCCUCUUUUCACAAGGGGAGCCAAAUUUCAAUUACCUAUUUUUUUUCACAUGCUUGCAGAGAAUGGUUUCCCAAAACUAAGUUACUGGGUUGCUCUU